AAGGCCAUAAGUUGUGGCAUAAAAUGUCAUCUAUCAAACAUUUGGAAGUUAUGGCGGCAUUUAGCCAUUUUAACGGUCACGAAAAUCACAAAAACUCAACGAUGACGUCUUUGACUUUUACAACUACAACGACAACAACAACUACUACGACUACAGCGGAAGUGGCAAUUUCAUCCUUUGGCGUAAAUAGUGUUUAUAAUCAAAAUGACAUUAGUAGCAGUCCGCAAAUUGGAGGACUCGGAUUACUGCAUCAGCAGAAUUUAAGAAGUGGAACAAUUAAUGGUGGUGUCGGUACUUUUGGUGGAGGAUAUUCGGUGGGAAGUUUGAGUGGUGGAGCACCUGUUAUGGGUGGUAGUUUUUCUAGUGGUGGCAGCAACAGCAUUGGAGGCGGUGGAGGUGGCGGAAGCCUGGAUGGAUCUAAUAGCAUAAAUGGAAAUGUUAACGUUUUACUUGGCGGAGCUAUGCUGUCUGUGGUGACAACUGUGUUAUGUGUCGUGUGCUACUGUUGCCAUCGCAACAUAAAGAAACGCACAGAAGCCGCUUACCGACAGAGGUGGAUUGAAAACGAUACCAACAUGGAGAUAUACAGUGUGGAGCAGUGCUAUGAGACAUCUGGCCUAUUCAUGGAAUCAUCGGAGGGGUUAGCACUUCCAGCAUUAAGUCAUGAACCACCACCUUCAUACGAUGCCGUUAUGGUAGCCAUGCAGGAGACAAACCACCGACCAAGCAGAAUAUCUCCGCCGCCGGAUUAUCGGUCAAUGAAUGAUGUAUCUGGGUCAUCGGGCAAUGCCAACGUUAGCAUUCCCAAGUUCAUUUCAAAUGGUGGUACUGGUAAUACCAAUAGUUUGAGAAUUAAGAAAGUUCUUAGUGCUCAGUCGUGCUGUUCUUUGCAACGUGCUGAGGCAGAAAAUUUAUUCCAACUUGGGGUGGCAGCAGCUGCAGCUUCUUCAGGUCGUUUUGGUGCAAGUGCCUUAAGCAGAAAAUCUCUGCCAUACGCUGCCCAUAAUCUUGCCGAAGGAAGAUUACUCAAUCAUCAUCCCUACUAUCAGGGUUGUCCUUUGUGUGGAAAGUUUCGGUAUGAUGAUUCUAUGUCAUUGUCGAGUGACAGUGGCUUGGAUCAGGUGGUCGUGACGGUCGAUGUCAAUAAUGCAAAUUCUCCAGUGGGAGGAGUUGAUAGCGACACAACAUGCUAUUGCACACCUCUGCAAAGUCCGACAAUAGCUGACGAUAGUAACAAUAACUACAGAGGCGACAUGCAUCACAAUGCAAUUAUAGAGGAUGAUCGUAGGAGGAUCUCAACGCAUCAAUUGGUGACUUCAUCGUCAUCGUCGUCGUCGCAUGCGAAAUAUGAAAAUGCAAUUAACAACAAUGAUAAUGAAGGAGAUAAUACGCCCACUACUUUCGGUGGCGGGGGCAGCGGCGGAGGCGUUGGCGCUGUUGCUGCUGGAAUAACUUCAGCAUCAUCAUCAUUGUCUCCAUCAGAUUCGGCGGCGGUCUCAUCAUCACCUCAAACAGCAACAGCUACAGUGAUCGAAGAAGCUCCAGCAGCGUCUACAAGUGACAAUCAUCGUCGUAGUGACACUACACAUUCCACAACCGAUGAUGCAAUGCUGGAUUUGGAUUCUAUCAACGAUAACGGUAUUAUUCGUCUGGAUAUGAGCAAAAUUAUUGACAAAACCGGACUACCUACCUAUGAAGCGGCCUUAAAGUUAGAAUCAAGUGGUUAUGUUUGAAAAAAAGUGUUUUCUUUUUAGCUACGAUAUUCGAUAUUUUGUUUGCAAAGUUAUACUCAAUGAUUUGAAAAAGAAAUAAGCGUAUUUUUGACCACACUUAACUACAUAUCUUCCGAAAGAAAAUUCGUUAAAUUUUCAAAGGAACAACAAAAUGAAACACAAUAUCAAGCCUUAAAUAUAUGUACAUACCUAU
Molecule: messenger RNA, 1926 nt
Organism: Eupeodes corollae
Lineage: Eukaryota; Metazoa; Arthropoda; Insecta; Diptera; Syrphidae
Gene: s-cup
Exons: 3
Coding region: 24-1733 (569 amino acids)
Source: RefSeq, a predicted model, not a curated record